AUGAAAGUGAAAAGAUUUCUGAAGGGGCUAGACAAUAAGUAUGCAAACUUGGCUAUGUUGUUAAACCAGCCAUUUGAUGUGGUAGUUGAUUGGGCCAGACAGAUUGAAAUUAGUUAUAUGGGAAAUGAUAGGAGUAGAACAAAGAAAAAUAUAGCUAAAGGGUCAUCAAGUAUGCCACAUAUAAGCACCAUGGGUGGUGGUAGCCAGGGCCACCAAGGUAGAAAGAGUGGAGGGAACAAAAAAGCAGGCCUCAAACAUAGAGCCAGAGGAUUCAAGCUAGGCUAUGGGUCUAGCAGUGGACAGAGUUUGAGCUAUAGUAGUUCUGAAUCUGGUUCAGGGUCUUCUUUAGCACCUUGUACACAAUGUGGGAGAGGAAGAUGCAGCUUUGAAGAUAGAUCUGGGGGUAGAAGCCAAUUCCAGAGUUUUGCAUCUCAAGGUAGAGUACAGGUUCAAGUUUUCACUCUGACACACCAGGAUGAUCAGGCUUCAAAUGCAGUAGUGGCAGGUAUUCUUUCAGUGUAUUCUUUUGAGGCACGUGUCUUGAUAGACUCGAGUGUUAUGCACUCAUUUACUUCCCCUAUAUUCACCUUAAGAUUGGGUAGGAAUCCUACAGCUCUAGAGUGUCCCUUGUCUAUAGCUACCUCUUUUAGUGACAACAUAGAUGUAGAUAUAGUUUUUUUGUUUAGCCCAGUAGUAGUUGAUAGAAAGAUCCUUCCUGCAAACUUGGUUCCUUUGCCAAUGAUGGAUUUUGAUGUGAUCUUGGGGAUGGAUUGGUUAUAUUUGGCAUUGAUAAGGGACACAUCUGUUGAAAGUGUCAGUGUGAAAGAUGUUCCUAUUGUUAGGGAAUUUGUGGAUGUGUUUCCUGAAGAACUUUUAGGGUUGCCAUCAGACCAAGAGAUAGAGUUCUGUGUAGACAUUGUGCUUCUAGACAAGGGUUUCAUCCAGCCAAGCACUUCACCUUGGGGUGCUCCUAUUCUAUUCAUGAGGAAGAAGGAUAGAUCUUUGAGGUUGUGUAUUGAUUAUAGACAACUGAAUAAAGUGACUGUUAAGAACAAAUAUCCACUUCCUUUGAUUGAUGACCUAUUUGACCAGCAACAAGGAGCAAGGUACUUUUCAAAAAUAGACUUGCGGUCAGGUUAUCACCAUCUAAGGAUCAGAAGUAAGGAUGUGUCAAAGAUAGCAUUCAGGACUAGGUAUGGUCAUUUUGAGUUCCUGGUGAUGUCUUUUGGGCUCACUAAUGCACCAACGGCCUUUAUGGAUUUAAUGAACGAGGUGAUUAGGCCGUUCCUGGAUCGUUUUGUCAUCGUCUUCAUAAAUGACAUUUUGGUAUAUUCCUGCACUGAGGAAGAGCAUGUUUGGCACCUAAGGAUGGUACUGCAAACCUUAAGUGGGCAUCAACUAUAUGCAAAAAUUUCAAAAUAUGAGUCCUGGCUGGAGAGUAUCUCAUUCUUGGGACAUGUGGUCUCUAGUGAAGGUAUUCAGGUGGAUCCCAAAGAAAAUUGA
Molecule: messenger RNA, 1503 nt
Organism: Hevea brasiliensis (rubber tree)
Lineage: Eukaryota; Viridiplantae; Streptophyta; Magnoliopsida; Malpighiales; Euphorbiaceae
Exons: 3
Coding region: 1-1503 (500 amino acids)
Source: RefSeq, a predicted model, not a curated record